AUGUCCUCAGACACAGUACUCUUGGAAUCUUGCCACGACAAGACCCUCAUUGAAGCACGCAUCACAUACACCUCUCACAACACGAACAAUGGAGACAUUGUACCAGCCAUUGUACUAGCACAUCCUUAUGGUCCUCUUGGGGGCAACAAUCGCAACAAUGUUAUAAUGGCACUCCAUGAGUAUUUCGUGACCAAGGGGUUUAUUACAGCAAGCAUCAAUUUUAGGCAAGUAUGCUAUAAGGAGGCAAGGAUGCUGUGGG
Molecule: messenger RNA, 259 nt
Organism: Lichtheimia ornata
Lineage: Eukaryota; Fungi; Mucoromycota; Mucoromycetes; Mucorales; Lichtheimiaceae
Exons: 2
Source: RefSeq, a predicted model, not a curated record